CGAUAUAACCAUUUGCAAGUUAAAAAGGCUUGCCUAAAUGUAUAUUUCUCAGCUACACACUGAGUUGAAAAUUAGAUGAUUCGAGACGUUGCGAGGCACUGGUCUAAUGGACCAGAAAAUUCCGCACUCAAGGUUCUUUGUUUCCUUUACGACACCAUUUACAGGCACACCGUGUUCGGUCCGUGCAUAAUGUAUUAAAUUUCUAUUCAACAGCUUGGAGACAAACGCUCAUUAAAAGUAGACUGUUCAAGCUGAACAUGUCAACUAAGUGGCGUCAACUGAAGCCCCUUGAAUGGGGUGCAUAUGUCAACAAAGAAGUUAAAGUAACCUCGCACGAAAAGCAACAAUAUCAAGGUUGGGUGUUCACCGUGGACCCAGUCUCUGCAAGUAUCGUCUUGGUGAACAUGCUUGAAAAGGGAACAGCUGUGGCGGUGGUGGUAAUGGGUCAUGCUGUGGAAGAAGUGGAGGUUUUACAGGAAGGGAACGAGGCCAUCUCGGAGCGCAUGAGAGACGUCUUCACACCACAGGGUGCACAGACUCUAUGCAUGAAUGAACUGAAACAUAGAAAGGACAGCCUUCGUGUUUGGCUGGAGAAGAAUCGCAUCCCCGUCGAAGAGGAAGGGGAGACACUGAAGAUAGCUAACGUGUUAACCGUUAGCCCUCCCUAUGGAGUAGAGAACUGCAGCAGCCCCAAUGAGAUCAUUUUGGCCCGAGUGCAAAGUCUUGUGGAGAGCAACCCUGGUGGCGAGCAACCUGCGAAUGUCUGAGAAAGGUGCGCCAUUUGGACAAGAAGCUUGGUCAAGAAACGGAGAAUCAGGUCUUUGUCUUUGAGCUGCUUUGGUGAAUGUGUCAACAGUUUGUGUUGACUGCAAGAGAAUCAUCUUUACAGUUUGGGGUUUAAGAAGACUGCUUUUGAAUUUAAUUAUUUUGAUAUUUCUAAUACUACCGUUAGUACAACAAUGCAAACAUAAUUGAUAGCGAUUGGGGAUUUCCGUUUUGUAAAUGUGCAGCUGUGUGGACUGUAGCUACCGUUGAUAAUUACUUUUUUUUAUGGCACUUUUCUAAUAAAACAAGCACAGGUUAUUGCAACAAGAAUGAAUCUCUUAUCAGAUUGAUUUCUGUAAUUCAACCUGUAUAUGUCUUAGCCUACAUCACACACAUGUCAUUGAUUACUAAAUAUGGAAUUUCUAAUUGGAGUUCUCAACAGUAAUACUUUGACCAUGGCUAUCCACGAAGUUAGCUCACAUGCAGUACAAACUUAAGUGGUGCAGGCAGCAGUACUUAAUGGAAAGCUAGAAUCUCACCGAAGAACUUUCGUUUAUAAUGGCGGACACACGUUUGGGACACAAAGUCAACUUGUUUUCUGCCUGCUA
This is a messenger RNA of Hypomesus transpacificus, 1373 nucleotides long. It is a transcript of the gene gemin6, whose product is annotated as gem (nuclear organelle) associated protein 6. Gene Ontology annotation, biological process: spliceosomal complex assembly; spliceosomal snRNP assembly. The record is from RefSeq and is a predicted model, not a curated record. Lineage: Eukaryota; Metazoa; Chordata; Actinopteri; Osmeriformes; Osmeridae. Bases 258 to 767 code for a protein of 169 amino acids. The transcript has 2 exons. Gene Ontology annotation, cellular component: SMN complex; nucleus.